UUAACUGGAGUCUCUGGCUUCGAUAUCCUUGAUCUUCUGGUUGCAUCGGAUGAGUUCCUCCUAGAAGAAUUAAUUAAACAUGUUCAAAACUACUUUAUUGAGCAUAUGACUUGGCUCGAACAAAAUUUAUUUACAGUCUUAAACACUAUUUUUCAACUCAUUUUUCCGUCUCUCAACAAGGACAUCUUUCUAGAGUUAAUAAAAUACGACGAAUUAAAAAUUGAAGAAGUAAGCGUCUGGGAGCAUCUUAUUAAAUGGGGAAUACAUCAAACUCCCGGGAUUAAGGGGAUGAAAUCUUCAGACGUGAAAAAAUUUUCGGAAAAAAAUUUUAAGGAUUUAAAAAAUACAAUGGGCCCUUUUAUUCCAUAUAUUAGAUUUUAUGAGAUCUCUUCAAAUGACUUCUUUAAUAAGGUUCGCCCGUUUCGAAAAGCUAUGCCAGAAUCGCUCUUUGAGGAUGUCAUGUCCUUCCUAGUGGCUGAGACAGAGCCGAAACAAGAAAAACUUCCCGCACGCAAUGGAAAUGUUAUUGAUGAUUCUAAAAUAAUAACAAGAAGACACGCGGAUAUUAUUUCUAACUUGAUUGAAAAAAGAGAUAAAGUCAAUAAACAAGGGAAAGCGAUUGCAGUUAUCAAAGUAAAGGGUUCUGGGAAAAUAAUUGGUGGAUUUAAUGCAAACGGGUGGAAUCAUAAUCCUAGUAGCUUUAAACAGUUUUAUGGAUCUAUGCAGAUCAUUUCGUAUUUUCCUUUGGUAGUCGAAAUAAUUAUAGAAACAUUAGAAUCGGUCGAUCUGACGGUUCUUACGGUAUAUAUGACAAAAGCGACGUUAUGA
This is a messenger RNA of Acaulospora colombiana, 828 nucleotides long. NCBI's taxonomy places the organism in Eukaryota, Fungi, Glomeromycota, Glomeromycetes, Diversisporales, Acaulosporaceae. The record is from the annotation of a GenBank genome assembly.